Molecule: messenger RNA, 2970 nt
Organism: Tetrahymena thermophila SB210
Lineage: Eukaryota; Ciliophora; Oligohymenophorea; Hymenostomatida; Tetrahymenidae
Product: D-hydantoinase family protein
Exons: 2
Biological process (GO): pyrimidine nucleobase catabolic process
Cellular component (GO): cytosol; cytoplasm
Molecular function (GO): dihydropyrimidinase activity
Source: RefSeq, a predicted model, not a curated record
AUGUUUGUUGAUUUGUAUCAUUAAUAUGAUAUAAAAUUUGAGGAUAUUAAAAGUGACACCAAAUAUUUCAAAAUUAAUAAUCAAAUAAAUCAACAAAAAAUAAUAAAGUUAAUCAAAUAAGAUAAUUGUUUUAAAAAGUAGGUAUUAAUGUUAGCUGGUAUCAGAAGGUUAAAAUUCUCCACAACAAAAAAGACUCCCAUAUUCAUUAAAAAGGGUACAGUAGUGAACCACGACUGUAAGUUUGAUGCUGAUGUUUAAGUAGUUGAUGGAAAAAUUUAAAAGAUAGCUCCCACUGGUCGUCUAGAACCAUUAGCAGGCUCUAAAAUAAUAGAUGCAACAAACAAAUUUGUUAUUCCAGGAGGUAUCGAGACUCAUUCUCAUUUACAAAUGCCUUUCAUGGGAACCGUUUCUUAAGAUUGCUUUGAUACUGGUACUCGUGCAACCUCUGCUGGUGGUACCACAUUUUUAUUAGAUUUUAUAGUUCCUAAACCAGGUGAAUCACUACUUAAAGCCUAUGAAUAGUGGAGGGCUUGGGCUGAUCCAAAGGUUCAUCACGAUUUUGGUUUACAUUGCUGCAUUACUUGGUGGAGUGAGUAAGUAGAAAAAGAAAUGGCUGAACUUGUCAAGCUUGGUGUUGUUAGUUUCAAAUUUUUCCUUGCUUAUAAAGGUUCAUUGAUGGUAACAGAUGACGAAAUGAUUAGAUGCUUAGAAAGAUGUAAAGAAUUAGGUGCUCUUUCAAUGGUUCAUGCAGAAAAUGGAUAUUUGAUAGAUCAUCUCUAGAAAAAAAUAUUAGCAGCUGGCGUUACAGGACCUGAAGGCCAUUAUCUUAGCAGAAGCAAGGAUGUAGAAGCCGAAGCAACUCAUAGAGCAAUCGUUUUUGCAAACGAAAUAGGUACUCCUCUUUAUGUAGUUCAUUUAAUGGGUACAGAAGCUGCUGAGGAAGUUAUUAGAGCUAGAUAGAAAGGCUGCUAAGUAUUUGGUGAGACUCUCGCUUCAACAUUAGGUAUUGAUGGCAGACAUUAUUUAGAUAAGAAUUGGGAUGUAGCUGCUGGUGCUGUUAUGUCUCCUGCUUUAUCAAUGGAUCCAGAAUGCAAAAUUAGAAUGAUGAAAUACCUUGCUAUGGGUUCUAUUCAUACUGUUGGUACUGAUAAUUGUACUUUCUCUGAAGCCUAAAAGAGGAAGGGUAUUAAUGAUUUCACUAAGAUUCCUAAUGGAUGCAAUGGCCUUGAAGAUAGAAUGUCUAUUGUUUGGAAUAACGGUGUUAGAAAGGGAAUUUUAACUCCUAUGGAUUUCGUUAGAGUAACUUCCACUCAAGCAGCUUAAAUAUUCAAUGUGUAUCCUCAAAAAGGUAGAAUUUAAGAAGGUAGUGAUGCAGAUAUUGUAGUUUGGGAUCCUGAAAGAACUCAUACUAUAUCUGCUAAAACUCAUCACCAUGCUCAUGACCAUAAUGUUUUUGAAGGAAUGUGUGUAACUGGUAAAUCUCAUACUACAAUUGCUGCAGGUAAUGUUGUUUGGGAGAAUGAUACAUUUAUUCCUCAUAAGGGUUCAGGAAAAUACAUAGGCAGAACUGCAUUUGGUUAUCCUUAUGAAAGAUCUAAGUAUCUUGAAUAAGAAAGAGACUACUCAACUAAAAUAAUAGAUAGAUCAGUUAACUAGGAAACUCCUGAAUUCUAAAUCCAAAAACUCUAAACUGAAUUAAACAUUGCUAAUUCUACUAUUUAAUCUUUAUAAAAUCAAUUAAAACACAACAACAAUAAUAAUCAUCAUCACCAUAAUCACUCUUCAUGCAGCACUUAAGAUAGUGAAAUUUUCUGCAAAAAUACUAAAGAGUUGAACUCAGUUGAAUAGGCUUUCGAUACUUAUAUACCUGAGAAGGUGCGUAGUGAAGUCUAUAGAAUUUUAUAUGGAUAAAACUACAAACCUCUUGAUCUUGCUUUAAGAACUCAUGAAAUGGCCUUAGAACACAACUUUGAAAUUAAAGGUUUCAGAGUGUAAGCAAAUAAAGAAUAAACAAGACCACCAAGAUUAGUUCGUAUUGGCGCUGUAUAAAAUAUUUACAAAGCUUCUCCAAGUCAACCAAUUUAAGAAUAAAGAUAAGCAAUACAUGAUUAUAAUAAGAAGGUAGUUGAAGCAGCUUACCAUAGUGGAGUUAAUGUUAUUUGUUUCCAAGAAUUAUGGACUUGCCCCUUCUUUGUAGCUACUCGUGAAAAAUACCCAUGGAUUGAACUAGCUGAAUCUGCUGAGCAUGGUCCUACCACAUAAAUGCUUUAAGAAUUAGCUAGAAAAUAUAAUAUGGUAAUUGUCAACUCUAUUUUGGAACGUGACGACGAAAGAGGCACAAUUUACAACACUACUGUUGUUAUUUCUAGCAAGGGUAAGUUCCUUGGUAAACAUAGAAAGAAUCAUAUCCCUCGUGUUGGAGAUUUCAAUGAAUCUACUUACUACAUGGAAGGUAACACUGGUCACCCUGUUUUCGAAACUGAAUUUGGUAAAAUUGGUGUAAACAUUUGCUAUGAUAGACAUCAUCCUCUUUCUUGGUAAUAACUCGGAUUGAAUGGAGCUGAAAUCGUCUUCAACCCAUCUGCUACUGUUGGUGGUCUUUCUGAACCUAUGUGGCCUAUUGAAGCAAGAAACGCUGCUAUUGCCAAUCACUAUUUCUCUGUAGGAAUUAACCGUGUUGGAACUGAAAUCUUCCCUAAUAAAUUCACUAGUGGUGAUGGUGGUUAAGCUAGAAACGACUUCGGUCACUUCUAUGGUUCUUCAUAUGUUGCUGCUCCUGAUGGUAGUAGAACUCCAGGUCUUUCUAGAACUAGAGAUGGUCUCCUUGUUGUCGAAGUUGAUCUUAACCUUUGCUAAUAAAUUAAAGAUAAGUGGGGUUUCACUAUGACAGGUAGACACGAAUACUACGCUGAAAAGCUUACUGAGUAUGUUAAACCUGGAUUCAAAUAACAUUUAAUCAAGGAUAUUUGA